Molecule: messenger RNA, 1557 nt
Organism: Aureobasidium uvarum
Lineage: Eukaryota; Fungi; Ascomycota; Dothideomycetes; Dothideales; Saccotheciaceae
Source: the annotation of a GenBank genome assembly
CAAGCGAUAGAAAGAGAAGANCCCUCCGAGGUUGAAAAGAAGAUCGACUCUGAAAGAUCAUCAACCUCAGGACGCACACGUUCAGAAAUCGAAGAUGUCAAUGCAAGGCUCUGGCUCUCGGAAGACGAGGCCUAUCAUCAUGCAAAAGCACACCCAGACGAAGCUCGAGAAAUAUACAUCACCUUUUCGGCAGACGACAGAGACAACCCUCGCAAUUGGGGCAAAGCAAAGAAGUGGUAUAUUACCUGCUUUGCGAGUUCGCUGAAUGUGUUGACUUGUCUGUGUGCUGGUGGGUAUUCGUCUGGUGUUGGGCAGCUUGUUGAGGAGUUUGGUGUGAGCGAUGAAGUUGGAACUGUGGGAUUAUCGAUGUAUAUCUUGGGCUUUGCGAUUGGCCCUAUGCUUCUCGCGCCUCUCUCCGAAUACUUUGGGCGUAAUCCGGUUUACUUCUGCUCGUGGUUUAUCUUGUUCAUUUUCCAAUUACCACUCGCGCUAGCACCCAACAUUGCCACAGUCAUUGUCUGUCGACUCAUCCAAGGAUUUGGUGGUUCGGCACCAUUGACAAACACUGGAGGCACCGUAUCAGACAUUUGGGACCGAAAUGCCAGUGGACCAGCCAUGUCCAUUUACGGCCUUUCUUCGACAUUCGGUCCACCCAUGGCUCUCGUCAUCUCGGGAUACAUUGCUCAGGAGAAAGGCUGGCGCUGGCUGUUCUGGGUAUACAUGGCCAUCUUUGGCGGUGUCUGGCUUAUCAUGAUGAAAAAGGCCGCUCGCGUGCGCAAAGCACUGAANAAAGAAGGUCUCGACAAGUCUGCAUCAAGAGUGUUUGAUGCACACGCCGACGAGUCCAAGAGUCUACACACCUUGUUCGCCAUUACUUUGACACGACCCUUCCGUUUCUUGUUUACAGAGCCCAUCACCAUCGGUGCUGCUGCAUACAAUGGUUUCAUCUAUGGCUUGGUAUAUCUUUUCAAUGAAGCUUUCCCUUUGGUUUUCGGCAAGAACCAUGGCUUCAAUGUUGGCGAGCAGGGUCUUGCUUUCUUGGGACUUGCUAUGGGGAGUGUGGUUGGUGUUGCACUGUACCCCAUCCAAGAACGCUAUUAUUUGCGUAAAGUGGCCAGGAAUGACGGUAAAGGUGUUCCUGAAGCAAGAAUCUGGCUUGCACGAUUUGGCGCCUUCUUGUUGCCCNNGUUCGCAUGGACAUCUUUCGCCUCGGUCCACUGGAUCGUCCCCAUCAUUGCAUCCGGCUUCUUCGGUCUAGGCAUCUACAUCGUCAUCCUCUCCAUCCUCAACUACGUCGUCGACAGCUAUCAGACUUACUCUGCAUCUGCCCUCGCCGGCGUAAUCCUCAUCCGCAAUCUCGUGGGCGCAGGCUUCCCUCUCUUCGCCAACCAAAUGUACAACAAACUCGGCUAUGAGUGGGCGUCUAGUUUACUUGCCUUUUUGAGUAUUCUCAUGAUCCCCAUUCCGUGGUUGUGGUUUUAUCAUGGCGAGACGUUGAGGAUGAAGUCGCCGUGGGCGAGAGAGCAUUUUGCGCAAGAUGAAGAUUCGCCGCAUUGA